AUGGUUUACACCAUGAAAUUCUAUACCGACGGUGGCUGCAGACGCAAUGGACGACCGGGCGCAGUCGGCGCCGCUGCUGCCGUUCAGCAGCGCAGAUGGGGGAAGAUCAAAACUUGGAGAAAAUCAUUACCAGCAUACCCAAGACCUACAAACCAACGGGCCGAAAUCACGGGCAUCAUCUUGGCACUGAUACAAGCUCUCAAACGGCAUCAAGAGCUAUACGGACGGCCGAGCUUCCGGGUUACGAUCUAUACCGAUUCCAAAUAUGCUAUUGGGUGCAUGAACGAGUGGAUUUACAAAUGGGUCGAAAACGGAUGGAUCAAUGCGGCAGGCAACGAGGUUGCAAAUCGGGAUCUUAUUGAGAUGGCUUUCGAUCUUCAUGAAACAUUGGCAGACCUUGGAAAGGUGAGAUAUCGCUGGAUUCCGAGGGAGGAGAAUCAGCUGGCAGAUGAACUAUGCAACGACGACAUGGAUGAGCAAGAAUCCUGA
Messenger RNA from Aspergillus affinis, 489 nucleotides. RefSeq lists its product as uncharacterized. The record is from RefSeq and is a predicted model, not a curated record. Gene Ontology annotation, molecular function: RNA-DNA hybrid ribonuclease activity; nucleic acid binding. Gene Ontology annotation, biological process: DNA replication, removal of RNA primer. NCBI's taxonomy places the organism in Eukaryota, Fungi, Ascomycota, Eurotiomycetes, Eurotiales, Aspergillaceae. The transcript has a single exon. Bases 1 to 489 code for a protein of 162 amino acids.